AUGGCUAGUAGCUUCAAUGAUGAAUUGGCGAGACUAGGAACGCGUCGAUUGCCGAGCGAUGAAUCUAUUCCUGAAGGCCCUUCCUAUGUCCAUAAUGCCUCUACUGCAAGCAAUAUUUCUAUUACAACUACUUCAUCGAGUGCAAACAAAUUAUCUUCACAUUCCUCAUCUAAUAAUGCAGCUCCACGGUAUAUUCCAUCCCGAUCUAAUACAAUGGAAACAAUUUUACUCAUGAGCGACAGCAACCCUUCAACGGUUGCUCAUAAUUCUGCACGUCCCACCGCUGCACAGCACUCAUCAGCGAGGCAUUCACAAAUGAUGAUAGCGGAUGGCGAUCGGAAUGGUUUCAAUCACGCCUACGACACAUUGUGGCGGCUGAAAAUAUGUCAUAUCAUAUUCCAGGUUAUCGUGAGGCGAAUUGCAGAACCAGCUGUGGGAGCAGCAGGCGAAACAAGAGGCCCACAUGCAAGAACUGCAGGCGAAGCACGAAGCCCAUAUACAGGAGAUACAGGCGAAGCAAGAAAUACACAUGCAGGAGCUCAAGCAACUGUUACUUCAGAAAACUAG
Lobosporangium transversale is the source of this 567-nucleotide messenger RNA. RefSeq lists its product as hypothetical. The transcript is spliced from 3 exons. The coding region runs from base 1 to 567 and encodes 188 amino acids. The record is from RefSeq and is a predicted model, not a curated record. NCBI's taxonomy places the organism in Eukaryota, Fungi, Mortierellomycota, Mortierellomycetes, Mortierellales, Mortierellaceae.